AUGCUUGUUAAUUAAUCAUCCAAAGUUAAUAAAGAAAAUCAAAACCCACUUUUGAUUGUAAAUUAAUAAGAAUAACUUAAAUUAAAUGGGAUAUUGCCUAAAAAUCAUUUUAAUCAAGGAGUUACUAAUAGAUUUUAAAGCACUGUUUCUUGUUAUUAAUAAUCAUUAACAAAAUGCACUAGCUCAAGAUCAUUAUAAGAAUAAAUUGAAAGAAUAGCUAAAAAACUUAAAUAAAAAUAAGAAAAAGAAAAUGUUCAACAACCUAUUGAUUUACAUAAAUAUUCAAUUGAUGAAAUGGUUGAUAUCCUAAAAAAUGACAAAUUAUUACAUAUUAGAUCCUUGUAAUUAUAGCCAAGUUCUAAUAAGAAUAAAUAAAAAAGUCCAAAGAGUAUUUUUCCUCCUCUUUAAUUAAAAUAGAAUUUUUAGAGUUUUGAAACUACAAAAAGUUCUGAAAAUGAGACUAUUAAUCAUAAAUUAGACUAGAAAUCUCAUUAUAAUCAAAUGUCUAAACCAAAAACCAUAUAAAAAACUGAAAGUAGAGAAAGCAUUAAACCUUCUGAAGAUAUAAGAAAAAAGAGAACUGUCUCAUAAGUUAUUGAACCUCCUACUUAAACAUUAACUAAAAAAGAAAGAAUAUAAAAAGCAUUAUAAAAUUCACAUAGAAUUGUAUAAUUAUGUAAUUAGUUUAAUAAAAAUAAUAUAUCAAAUGAAGAAUUACAUGAAUUAAUUAAAACUGAAGGAUUUAAACUGCAAUUUGAAUGUCUAGUUUAAUUUAGUGAUAAUAAUUUAGAUUGCAGAACUUAAUUAUAAAACUUUAUGAAUUAAUAAAUUAAGAAAUAUACAGAAUUAAGAAAUGCUGAAUUAGAGCAUUAACGUAUAUAUAUUAUUUAUAGAAUAUAGUUAAAAAAGAGAAUUUUCAUUAAGUGCUUGAAAAUAGUGUAAAUAAAUUAAAAUCUAAAUUUUGA
Paramecium primaurelia is the source of this 965-nucleotide messenger RNA. NCBI's taxonomy places the organism in Eukaryota, Ciliophora, Oligohymenophorea, Peniculida, Parameciidae. The record is from the annotation of a GenBank genome assembly.